This is a messenger RNA of Aspergillus caelatus, 759 nucleotides long. RefSeq lists its product as uncharacterized. NCBI's taxonomy places the organism in Eukaryota, Fungi, Ascomycota, Eurotiomycetes, Eurotiales, Aspergillaceae. The record is from RefSeq and is a predicted model, not a curated record. Bases 1 to 759 code for a protein of 252 amino acids. The transcript has 3 exons.
AUGAACGAGAUAUUUCCGGCUGAUCUCGCAGUUUACCUCUUUCUGACUCCCUUUGUGCUCUAUGUUUAUUGGUCUCAUCGAUGGAUUGGUUGGCUAGCUUGGACCAACCUGGUCGUUUUCUGUAUUGUGCGAAUAGUCGGGGGUGCUAUGGGAGUGAACGACAGCAGUAGCAUCGCAGCGAACGUCAUAUCCGGGAUAGGAAUGUCCCCACUAUUGUUGGCCAUCGAUGGACUUUUACAUGAAGCUCGGUAUUACCGCCAUCCAGAACACAACGUUCUCCUCGGUCGGAUAGUGAUCAUUGCGAUCACUGGUCUUAUGGGCGCUGGUCUCGGUCUUAGCAUUGGAGGAUCAUUGCAGGUGUACCAGGGUAAAGGGACGGCUACGGACCUGUCGCACUGGAAGGUGGGAACGGGCUUAGUUGUCGCUGUCUGGGCGAUGGAAGUGGUGUGGGCAAUCUUCUCCCUCCUGCCAUCUCAGUGCAAGAAGGAUGCUCCUGGCUAUAAAGACGGUACAAAGCUUAUGUACGGUGCUCUUGUUGCCAUCGUAUUCGCCGGUGUUCGGGUUAUCUAUAAUCUGGUCGCAGUUUGUACACAGAGACAGGACUUGAGUCCCGUAUUUGGAUCCGUCGCAGUGCGCGUUAUCCUCGUCUUUCUCCCUGAAGUGCUCGCUGCGCUGUCGAUGAUGUUCGCAGGGCUCCGGACCAGGAAUAUUCGAAAACACACGCAGGUGGCGGACAAGGAGGAGUCGAUCUCAGCCUAA